AUAUAUCCGUCCAUCUCGUCACGGGGCCUCCCGGGUGCUGUCGUCCUCGCCACUCGAUCAGCUCCAUAGCUAUCAGCUGUGCCACUGCCUGUGCACGGACGGAGUGGCGCCACUAUCGUAUCGAUCGAUCAUGCCGACCGACCUCUCGGCGUCGCGCUCCUCGUCGUCCUCGCCUUCUUCCUCGUCCGCCGCGUCCCCUCACGGCGGCCUGCAUAGGCCGGGGGACGAGCGCGAGAAGAGGACGCCCCCGAGCCCGGGCGGCAAGCGCAGGCGGCGGCUGGCGGCGAUCGGGCCGCGGGCGAGGUGGGCGCGGGAGUGGGACCGGGCGUACCUGCUGGCGUGCGCGGCGGGGCUCAUGGUCGACCCGCUCUUCCUGUACGCCGUGUCCGUCAGCGGCCCGCUCAUGUGCGUCUUCCUCGACGGCUGGUUCGCCGCCGCGGUCACCACGCUCCGGUGCAUGGUGGACGCCCUGCACGCCUGGAACCUGCUGCUGCGGCUCCGGACGGCUUGGGCGCCGGCCAAGGAGGAGAAGGAGGAGGACGACGACGCUGACGAGGAGGCUCAGCGCGUCGGCGGCGGCGCGGCGCCGGCUCGGCUGCCGAGGUCCAAGAAAGGGGGGCUCCUCUUGGACGUGUUCGUCAUUCUUCCGGUGAUGCAGGUGGUGAUGUGGGUGGGCAUACCGGCGAUGAUACGGGCCGGGUCGACGACGUCGGUGAUGACGGUGCUCAUGGUGGCGUUCCUCUUCGAGUACCUGCCCAAGAUCUACCACUCGGUCCGCUUCCUCCGCCGGAUGCAGAACGUCGCCGGCUACAUCUUCGGCACCAUCUGGUGGGGCAUCGCGCUCAACCUCAUGGCCUACUUCGUCGCCGCCCACGCGGUGGGCGCGUGCUGGUACUUGCUGGGGGCGCAGCGGGCGACCAAGUGCCUGAGGGAGCAGUACUGCGCCGGGCGCGUCGGCGGGUGCGCGGCUGGCGCGCUGGCGUGCGCGGAGCCGCUCUACUACGGCGGCACCAGCAGGCUAGGGGGCGGCGUGGGCGCGGACAGGCUCGCCUGGGGCCGCAACGCCAGCGCCAGGGCGACGUGCCUCGACAGCGGCGACAACUACCAGUACGGCGCUUACAAGUGGACCGUCAUGCUCGUGGCCAACCCCAGCCGGCUCGAGAAGAUACUCCUCCCCAUCUUCUGGGGCCUCAUGACACUCAGCACUUUUGGGAAUCUGGCGAGCACGACGGAGUGGUCGGAGAUAGUGUUCAACAUCAUCACCAUCACCGGCGGCCUGAUCCUGGUCACCAUGCUCAUCGGGAACAUCAAGGUGUUCCUGAACGCGACGACGUCCAAGAAGCAGGCGAUGCACACGCGGCUGCGGAGCGUGGAGUGGUGGAUGAAGCGCAAGAACCUGCCGCAGAGCUUCCGGCACCGGGUGCGGCAGCACGAGCGGCAGCGGUGGGCGGCGACGCGCGGCGUGGACGAGUGCCGCAUCGUGCGCGACCUCCCCGAGGGCCUCCGCCGGGACAUCAAGUACCACCUCUGCCUCGACCUCGUCCGCCAGGUGCCGCUCUUCCACCACAUGGACGACCUGGUGCUCGAGAACAUCUGCGACCGGGUCAAGUCCCUCGUCUUCCCCAAAGGAGAAGUGAUCGUGAGGGAAGGUGAUCCGGUGCAGAGGAUGCUGUUCAUAGUGCGGGGGCACCUGCAGAGCAGCCAGGUGCUGCGGAACGGCGGGACGAGCUGCUGCAUGCUGGGGCCGGGGAACUUCAGCGGGGACGAGCUGCUGUCGUGGUGCCUGCGGCGGCCGUUCCGGGAGCGGCUGCCGGCGGCGUCGUCGACGCUGGUGACGCUGGAGAGCACGGAGGCGUUCGGGCUGGAGGCGGCGGACGUCAAGUACGUGACGCAGCACUUCCGCUACACCUUCGCCAACGAGAAGGUGCGGCGGAGCGCGCGCUACUACUCGCACGGGUGGCGCACCUGGGCCGCAGUGGCCGUGCAGCUGGCGUGGCGCCGCUACAGGCACCGCAAGACGCUCACCUCGCUCUCCUUCAUCCGGCCCCGCCGGCCGCUGUCCAGGUGCUCCUCGCUCGGGGAGGAGAAGCUGCGGCUCUACACCGCGCUGCUCACCUCGCCCAAGCCCAACCAGGACGACCUGCUCCUCUAAGAAUGGCAGACUCCAUUGCCUUGUCAGAGCGUCGCGCAAAAUGCAAGAACCGACUGUUUGGGCUGAAAUCCAGCCGAGGUUUCAAAGGAAGAAAGGAAAAUGCUGAUGCUAUUUCACACAUUUGACAAAUGUCAAUUCCCCAGGGACUGGCUGGAAGUAUUUCGCGAGCUCUCGGAAAACGCACGGAAAUAAUAAGGAAGAAAAUAAAUGCAACCCCCGUAUUCCCAGAAUGACGUGUUUUUUUUUCUUUUUCCAGGCUGAUGAGAUUGCUUAUAUUCAGUAAAGAGUCAACGCGUUAGCCUCCA
This is a messenger RNA of Aegilops tauschii subsp. strangulata, 2457 nucleotides long. Its product is annotated as cyclic nucleotide-gated ion channel 4. Gene Ontology annotation, cellular component: membrane. Lineage: Eukaryota; Viridiplantae; Streptophyta; Magnoliopsida; Poales; Poaceae. The record is from RefSeq and is a predicted model, not a curated record. Gene Ontology annotation, biological process: transmembrane transport; monoatomic ion transport. Gene Ontology annotation, molecular function: monoatomic ion channel activity.